Molecule: messenger RNA, 324 nt
Organism: Dentiscutata heterogama
Lineage: Eukaryota; Fungi; Glomeromycota; Glomeromycetes; Diversisporales; Gigasporaceae
Source: the annotation of a GenBank genome assembly
UUGCCCGAAUCUCAUGAAGAAAAAAACAAGUAUAUCUUUUCCAGAGAAGCAGUUUUAGAAUUAACACACAAUUGGGGUACAGAAAAUGAUUCUAAUUUUCAAUAUCAUAAUGGUAAUCAAGAUCCUCGUGGAUUUGGCCAUAUUGCAAUUAGUGUUGACAACAUUGAAGCUGCUUGUGCUAGGUUUGAAAAAUGUGGUGUCAAGUUCAUCAAAAAGUUACAAGAUGGUAAGAUGAAUAAUAUCGCUUUUAUUAGUGAUCCAGAUGGAUAUUGGGUCGAAAUCGUUGCAUGUGGUGUAGAUGUGACUUGUUCUUCUAAACAUUAA